This is a messenger RNA of Phacochoerus africanus (Common warthog), 3306 nucleotides long. RefSeq names its product MICAL like 2 (gene MICALL2). Bases 171 to 2900 code for a protein of 909 amino acids. Lineage: Eukaryota; Metazoa; Chordata; Mammalia; Artiodactyla; Suidae. The transcript has 16 exons. Gene Ontology annotation, molecular function: protein binding. The record is from RefSeq and is a predicted model, not a curated record.
GCCGGCGGACUCCGGCCGCCCUCGGCCGGCUGCUCAGCCGCGGCACCGGCUCGGUCCUCCCUGGGCUCUUCGGCCGCAGCUCCUCGUCCGCUGCUGGCUCGAGCCGGGCCGCAGCCCCCGGGAAGCGCUGUCGGAGUCCCGGCGCUGGCUGGGCGGACGCCGCUGCCCGCAUGGCGGCCAUCACGGCGCUGCAGCAGUGGUGCCGACAGCAGUGCGAGGGCUACCGGGACGUGAGCAUCACCAAUAUGACCACGUCGUUCCGCGACGGCCUGGCCUUCUGUGCCAUCCUGCACCGCCACCGGCCGGACCUCAUAAACUUCAAUGCUCUCAGGAAGGAAAACAUUUAUGAAAACAACCAACUGGCCUUCCGUGUGGCUGAGGAGCAGUUGGGCAUCCCCGCUCUGCUGGACGCCGAGGACAUGGUGGCGCUGAGGGUGCCCGACCGCCUGAGCAUCCUGACCUACGUGUCCCAGUACUACAACUACUUCCACGGACGCUCCCCCAUUGGGGGCAUGGCCGGUGUGAAGAGGCCUCCAUCGGACUCCAGUGAGGAACCAUCUGGAAAGAAGGCCCCAUCCCAGCCAGCCAGGCCCUUGCCCACCCCAGCCCGGGGGCAGCCACUGUCUCCAGUCAGCACAAACCCCACUGUCCCGCGGAAGGAGGGGGGCACAGAAGGGCCGCCACGGAAGGCUGGCCCGGCCUCGGCGCCCAGCUCCGUCAGCGGCACCUGCGGCAUCUGCGGGCAGCACGUGCACCUGGUGCAGCGCCACCUGGCCGACGGGAGGCUGUACCAUCGCGGCUGCUUCAGGUGUAAGCAGUGCUCCAGCACGCUGCACUCGGGGGCCUACAGAGCCACGGGAGAGCCCGGCGUCUUCGUCUGCUCCAGCCACCACCCCGAGACCGCCUCUGCUGGCCCCCACGGCCCCACGGACGCCAAGCUCCCCGGCGCCCCGAGGAAGGCCCAGGAGGCCCAGGAGGCGCACGGGCAAAGAGACGCAGGGCCAAAAGCCAGGCCAUCUGCCUGGGAACCCAGGGUGGGCAAUGUGACUGCCAGAGGUUUUGCUCCAGCCGCAGCUGACCCUCCGGCCACCACUGCCUCCUCCCACGCCCCCAUGGGGAGCCCAGCUGGGCCCAGGUUCUUGGCAGGCCUUGCGCCUGGCAAAGCCAGUACUCAUGUGACCAACAGCUCUCCGACGGGGUGGUCACUGCCGCCAGGCAGCUCUCGCUCAGCCACGACCCCAAGUGCCCUGGACCCUCGCCCGGCCACGCCACAAGGCCAGGUAACCCCCAAAGUCGCCGCCCCCCAGACCAAGCUCAGUUCAAGGCCAGCAUCUCCAGCCCCGGCCAAGGCUCCGGCCUCCACCUCGUCGACCCUUAGGAUGCAGCAGGCCCGGGAGAGGUUCUUCCAGACGCCUGGAGCUGCCCUCGACCAGGGCCCGGCUGGCAGGGUCCCCGCUGCCGCCGAGGACGCCGCUUCCAGGGACAGCAGCAAGGCGCAGGCGCGGAGCUUCCUCCAGAAGGCCCUUCCAGAGCUCAGGGAGGCUGGUGCUCAGGCCCCCGGCAGGCCCUCCCUGGCCCCCGCCCCUGCUCUGAAUUCCCAUCCCAGAACCGAAGGGCCAGGAGCAAAUCCGUCAGCCAAACUGUCAAGGGUGGCGUCUCCCCAGGCCCUGGACCCCGCGGCAAGGACUGAGCCACCGGCGCCUCUGAGUGUAGGCAGCACCAUGCGGGCGUCGCCCCAGGCAGGCAAGAAGGUCUCGCCUGCACCCUCGGGGGCCGUCAAGGCAGGUGCUGGCUCCAGGCCGAAGCCGGAGGCCUCGCUGGCCAAGGGCCUGGCGGCCGGUCCCCAGGAGGGCCAGGAGGACGGGCCGGCAGGAUGGAGGGCCCGCCUGAAGCCCGUGGAGAAGAAAAGUCCCCCUGAGAGGGCCCUGGAGCUGAAGGAGCCUCAGGUUCGUGGAGAGCCGAGGGUGGGCAGCACACCCGGAAAGGCCUCCGGGAGCUCCGAGGGGGGUAUCCGCGUCACCCUGACCCCCGUGCCGGCAGACAGGACACCAGGCCCGGCCGGCCCCGGGGCCAGCCUCUCAGCCGCCUCCCCAUCCCCAUCCCCCGCCCGCCGCAGGAAGCUGGCUGUCCCUGCCAGCCUGGACGUUUCUGGUAAUUGGCUUCAGCCCGAGCCCUCGGGGCGGGAAGCCCCUGCCUGGAGCCGGAAGCAGGAGGACAAACCAGGGAGGCCCUUGGGCCCGGCCGGGGUCCCCGCUCCGCCUGGCAAGUCAGUGACCUCCCCUGUCAGGCUGCACGCGGACUACGUGCCGCAGGAGGAGAUCCAGAGGCAGGUGCGAGACAUUGAGAGGCAGCUGGACGUCCUGGAGCUCAGGGGCGUGGAGCUGGAGAAGCGCCUGCGUGCGGCCGAGGGGGACGUCGCGGAGGAUGCUCUCAUGGUGGACUGGUUCCGGCUCAUCCAUGAGAAGCAGCUGCUGCUGAGGCUGGAGUCUGAGCUGAUGUACAAGGCCAGGGACCAGCGCCUGGAGGAGAAGCAGCAGGACCUCGAGGGGGAGCUGCGCCGGCUGAUGGCCAAGCCCGAGGGUCUGAAGUCCCCCCAGGACCGGCAGCGGGAGCAGGAUCUGCUGAACCAGUACGUGACCACGGUGAAUGACCGCAGCGACAUCGUCGACUUCCUGGAUGAGGACCGGCUCAGGGAGCAGGAGGAGGACCAGAUGCUGCAGAGCAUGAUCCAGAAACUGGGUGACUGUGGGCAGCGUGGGCGCGGGAGGCCGGGCUGGCUGGGCUCGGGGGCCGCUGGGCAUCCCGUGGGAGUAGGUGCCGGGCCCCGUGGUGGCACAGGCAGCCUCACCCUAAGGGAGCGAGUCCCCUGCCACUUGAGGGAUCCAAAGAGCAGCCGGUGACCAUGUGGUCAGGCUGCGCCCAGUCCAGGCUCCAAGGGCAGGUGGUUCCCACCGGGGGCGGGGUGCGGGUCGGCUCCGCUGGGGCCUGGCUUCCUUCAGGCUCUGGGUGGAAGGGACGGCUGCGGGGCGCUGGCCACGCGGUGGGCGAGCGAAGCCCCUGUGUCUGCCCCUCAGACCUGCAGAGGAGCGGCGGGGACCAGAGGAAAAAGCCCAAGUUCCGCUUGUCCAACAUCUGGUCCCCGAAGAGCAGAAGCAGGACCCCCGAGUAGCUGCCUGGCGGGGCUGCAGGACUCUGUCGGAGGCGGGGUGGGGACUUGGGCGAGCAGACCCGCACUGUCCUCUCUGUGGGGUCCAGGUGGCCUCAAUAAAGAAACUGCCUCUCCCGUGUGGCCGCGUGCACCUGGCA